CCCGAGAGAGAUACAAAAUAUGUUUGCCCGUACCCUUGCACUCACCACAAAGCCCUCUUUUGUGACCAUGCCCGUUCGAGUCUCUGCCGGCGUAAUGAAUCAAGUGCGCCACCAUGCUUCUACUGUCAAUGACUCUACCAGUUCUGGCUCAAGACUGUCACAGCUGAAAUCAAGAUUGGCUGCAGAAGAAGCUUCUGCUUCGCUCGAUGAAUUCAUCAACCCCGGUCUGAAUCAAAAACUUACUGCUGAAGAGGCAUUGGAGCUCAGAGAGACAGUUGUUGGAACAAAAGUCAAGACCACUAAACUUAAACAGCCUCGUCUUCCUUCAUGGCUCAAGACAGACAUUCCCGCUGGCCAAAAUUUUGGCAAGAUCAAGAAAGAUCUUCGUGGUCUUAAACUACACACAGUUUGUGAAGAGGCUAGAUGCCCCAACAUCGGUGACUGCUGGGGAGGCGGAGAACAUCAGACUGCCACUGCUACUAUUAUGUUGAUGGGUGAUGAGUGUACUCGUGGAUGUCGUUUCUGCUCAGUCAAGACCAAUCGUGCUCCCAAGCCACUUGAUCCUCAUGAACCUGAACACACUGCCGAGGCUAUCAAGAGAUGGGGUCUUGAUUAUGUAGUCCUGACAAGUGUUGAUCGUGACGAUAUGCCUGAUGGUGGAUCAAGCCAUUUCGCAGAGACUAUUUCUAAAAUCAAACUCAAGGCUCCUCAUAUUCUUGUCGAAUGCCUGACUGGUGACUUUGGUGGAUCUCUUGAUUGUGUCAAGACUGUGGCAUUGUCUGGUCUUGAUGUGUAUGCACACAACAUUGAGACCGUUGAAGCCUUGACACCAUAUGUACGUGAUCGUCGGGCUGGUUUCCGUCAGUCACUGAGUGUAUUGAAGCACGUAAAGGCUGUCAAACCAGACAUGAUCACAAAAACAUCCAUCAUGCUGGGUUGUGGUGAGACAGACGACGAAGUUUUGGAGACCCUAAAGGAAUUGAGAAAGGCAGACGUAGACUGUGUUACCUUGGGACAGUAUAUGCGACCUACUAAGCGACACAUGAAAGUCCAUGAAUAUGUGACACCCGAGAAAUUCAAGCAUUGGGAGACUCAGGGCAUGGCCAUGGGAUUCAAGUAUGUUGCCAGUGGACCUCUUGUGCGAUCAAGCUACAAGGCUGGUGAGUUCUUUAUCAGCAAUAUCCUCAAGAAGAGAAAGGGUUUGCCUGUCUCUUCAAUGGAACCCAGUACAGAAAAAACAGCUUAAACCAAAUCCCAAAUCCUCGGUCACCUUUUCAUCUUGCAAUUCCCCUUUUUCAUCUAAAAUAAUAUAGUCCCUGAUCCUCAUUCUCUUGUUUCUUAUUUCGAUAUAUACAUAAAAGACAGUAAUAUCAUUCAUAUAAAAUAAUUACAAUAACAUCUGUUAA
This is a messenger RNA of Phycomyces blakesleeanus NRRL 1555(-), 1406 nucleotides long. RefSeq lists its product as hypothetical. Gene Ontology annotation, molecular function: 4 iron, 4 sulfur cluster binding; lipoate synthase activity. The coding region runs from base 20 to 1246 and encodes 408 amino acids. Gene Ontology annotation, biological process: lipoate biosynthetic process. Lineage: Eukaryota; Fungi; Mucoromycota; Mucoromycetes; Mucorales; Phycomycetaceae. The transcript has 5 exons. The record is from RefSeq and is a predicted model, not a curated record. Gene Ontology annotation, cellular component: mitochondrion.